Messenger RNA from Pseudopodoces humilis (Tibetan ground-tit), 8584 nucleotides. RefSeq names its product angiotensin II receptor type 1 (gene AGTR1). Gene Ontology annotation, molecular function: C-C chemokine receptor activity; angiotensin type II receptor activity; C-C chemokine binding. Gene Ontology annotation, biological process: G protein-coupled receptor signaling pathway; calcium-mediated signaling; regulation of vasoconstriction. Gene Ontology annotation, cellular component: external side of plasma membrane; membrane. The record is from RefSeq and is a predicted model, not a curated record. Lineage: Eukaryota; Metazoa; Chordata; Aves; Passeriformes; Paridae.
CGGAGCGCAGCCCAGCCCGGUCCAUCCCAUCCCAUCCCAUCCCAGCCCGGUCCAGCCAAGCCCAGCCCAGCCCAGCCCAGCCGAACCCGGUGCGCUCCGAGCGCCGCCGGGGCUCAGCCACCCCCGCCCGGAUCCAGGCACAGAAAACAGGUAAUAACCGAAGACGGCCUCACAGCAGGAAAGUGGGAUCAGAUUGGCAAUGCAGCAGUAAGUGGCAUGAUUGAAGACAAGACAAAAAGCAGGCUACAGCGAAAGUUGCUUUCAUCUAAUGUGCAGUAAAUGACAUUUUUAGGAGUAUGAGGAGAUGACAUGAUCCUGAGAAGACAUUAGGUGUGAGCUUCAUAUUUUCUCCCUGAAACAAGGUUAUAGCUGAAGAGUUCAAGAUGAUACCAAAUUACUCUACUGAAGAAACUGUUAAAAGAAUCCACGUGGACUGUCCUGUUUCAGGAAGGCACAGCUACAUCUACAUUAUGGUUCCAACCGUUUACAGCAUCAUCUUUAUCAUAGGCAUAUUCGGGAACAGCCUGGUCGUUAUUGUCAUUUACUGCUACAUGAAAUUAAAAACAGUAGCCAGCAUCUUUCUUCUCAACCUGGCCCUAGCUGACUUGUGUUUUUUGAUAACUCUGCCCCUCUGGGCUGCCUACACGGCCAUGGAGUACCAGUGGCCUUUCGGCAACUGUUUGUGCAAGUUGGCCUCGGCGGGGAUAAGUUUCAACCUGUACGCCAGCGUGUUCCUGCUCACCUGCCUGAGCAUCGACCGCUACCUGGCCAUCGUGCACCCAGUGCAGUCGCGCAUCCGCCGGACCAUGUUUGUAGCCAGAGUAACCUGCAUCGCCAUCUGGCUUCUCGCCGGCGUGGCCAGCCUGCCCGUCAUCAUCCACCGCAACAUAUUCUUUGCUGAGAAUUUGAACAUGACGGUCUGUGGCUUUCGCUAUGAAAGCAAUAACACGACGCUCCGGGUCGGGCUAGGUUUAUCUAAGAAUUUGCUGGGCUUUUUGAUUCCUUUUCUAAUCAUAUUAACAAGCUAUACCUUAAUUUGGAAGACACUGAAGAAGGCAUAUCAAAUUCAAAAAAAUAAGACUAGAAAUGAUGAUAUUUUUAAGAUGAUUGUGGCAAUUGUAUUUUUCUUUUUCUUUUCCUGGAUUCCUCAUCAAGUGUUCACUUUUCUGGAUGUGUUGAUUCAAUUACAUGUAAUAACAGAUUGCAAAAUCACCGAUAUUGUGGAUACAGCUAUGCCCUUCACUAUUUGUAUCGCUUACUUUAACAACUGUCUGAAUCCAUUUUUUUACGUUUUUUUUGGAAAAAACUUUAAAAAAUACUUCCUUCAGCUGAUAAAAUACAUCCCACCAAAUGUCAGCACACAUCCAAGCCUAACAACAAAAAUGAGCUCUCUCUCCUAUCGGCCACCAGAAAAUAUCCGCUUGCACACUAAAAAGACUGCUGGGCCUUUCGACACCAAUUGAGGUGUUUUGCACAGUUCUUCUUUUGAACAACCUUGUGUGCGAAGCAGCAAGAGCAACAAGAUUCAUCUGCGGUCCUGAAUAUCGCAGCUCAUUCCAGCAACACUGGAUCACCUCCGAGAAAUCAUACUGUAAAGAGUCCGCAAUGGCCUUUCAGCUUACAUUGCAGAGAGGACUGAUUCGUUUUCAUUUUGUUCUCCUUUACUGAAAGCAGCGUAAGUGUUGGACAGGCAUGUCAGAGUUCCUGCCAGCAUCCCACCAUCCGCUCAGAGCUACAAAGGAAGGGGAGGGCAAACUCCUAACUUAAGUUCACAGGUGUUUCAAAAGGAAAAGCUUAUGCAAAUAACAUGAAAUACAAAGAACUUGAUUUGCAUAUAUGUGAGCUAUUCUGUUGAAGGAGUGGAGCUUUGUUUCUUGUUUUGUUGGUGUUUUUUUUUAACAACAUAAAUGUCUUAUAAUCAUAUUUAUAAUAUAUUUUCAAAUAUAUGUUAUAUAUAGAGGCCCAAUUUUAAACUCAAAUGGAAAUUUAAGGUUCUCAAAAUUGGUCUUAUUCUGAUUUAUGCUACUAUUUUUUUUAAUGGCAAUUUUUUUCAUAAUAAUAUAUGCAAUAAAAUGCAGAUUUAUUUAUUAAAUAUAGAAUAAAUAUAUUUUUAGAUUUAUAUUCCUACUCAUACAUUUCAAACAUUGCUUCAGAAAUGUACAUUUAUAUUCCAGUGGGUAUUUUUAUAGUAGUUAAAAAAAUACCAUAUAUGAGCACACAGAAAUGGGGUUCACUCAGCCUUUCCUCAAGAUAAGGCACCCUGACUUUGAAGAACUUUACAUACAGAAGGAGUUGACUCCAUACUCUGUAUGACUAAAAGUAAAAUUCUAUAUUUGAAAACAUGAGUUCUGGGAAAGAGGUGAUCAGAAAACUUCAAACUAUUUGUCUGUUAUAACCAGGACACUCAAUGAAAGAAGUUACCAAUUAAUCAAAUCCACUUAGUUUUUCAAAUUCCUGCACAUUCAGUAAACUCAUAUACUGAUAAGCAAAAAUUUGACAAUGCUUAUGUAUCAGUUUAAUUAAUAAUAUUUUUAGUCCCAUCACAAAACAUGUGAGAUCAAACUUUACUCUUGGCUUUUACAGAAUUUCUCUCCAUUUAUAUGAAAUUAUGCCCAGGGUAUUUGCUCCCUGUAGAACAUUUUAUUAUUUAUAUGGAACAAAUUCAGAUUUAUACUAGCAUAAAUCAGAACUAAAGUCUGGCUCAAACUCUCAAUGCAAAUCAAGAGGAAAGGUGAUAAGCACUGUAAGAAGUUUCCACCAAUUAUAUCCUUAUAUGUGUCCUUUUUACCUCAAAUAAUGAGCUUCAGAUAAUAUUUAUGCCUGAUUCACACCCAUUUAUUGUCCUCAAAAAUAAAUGAGUUCAUAAGUACUUUUUGAGAUUACAAAAACGUAAGGAAAAAUCAAAAACUUUACAUGUAUCAUGUAGAAAACUACAUACCCCUUAAGAAUUUGCAGUAUUUGUAGUCUUCAAAAUCUUAUGUCUAAUGUGGGUUUGUCUCAAGUAGUGAGUGGUUGGAUUAUCCAUAUUUUCUGAUGAUCAAAAUCAAAACCUAGCAAAACAGUUAUUUCUGUAGUUUAAUACUUUUUAAGGAAAAAAUGGGGCUAUAACCAGGUCUAGAAAUUUUCCUAGUCUUUCAUUCACUUAUACUAAAGAAAGUUUUUUUCAAUUUUGCCUUUGUUCUUCCAGCUGUAAAAAUGGGAACGUGUCUACUCAUAUACAUCGUAAGGAGCUGUGACAGGUCACAACUUCUAAAGCUGUAUGUUACAAAAAAUCUCCUUCAUUUUAAGUUAAUUUAAUUGCAAGCUAGUGUCUCAGCAUUUGAAGCCUGAACAUCAUUUAACUAUGUCAUUUAAAGACAUAUUUAAAUUGUUGUACUGAAUAUUUUCUGUUUAGCUUAUAUCCUUACAUGUGAGACAGACAUUUCUUUAAACGGAAUAUGGCAAUAACCCCAUGCAUUAUCACUAGCACCCAGAACAGGACCUGUGCCCCAGCACUCUCUAAGUUGACAAAGGACUGGCAGAGAUUGCCAUUUAUCUGUAUAUUUUGUUCAUAGACACACAUGCACAUGCUGAGCUGCAUCAGGAGCUUGCCUUGGCAGAAGCAUCUCUGUACAGCCCUAAUUCUGCGUGCUGUGCUUGCCACCUGCUGGAUGCAGCCACAAAUUUGCUUUACGUCUCAGAAGUUGUUACAGGAAGAAACAUCUACACUUCCCUGUCACCUGAAGGAACUGAAGAUACUCACCUGUGGCAAAACUCCUGCAUAAAUAAAACACAGACUUGUCCAUCUGGGAGGCCAGUAACUUCCUUGGCAGGGUCUAAGCAAGCGUUUCCUCAUCACCUGCUCAUCCCUUUGGUCACUGAAAUCCAAUGUCCCCAAUGACCACAAUAGGGAGCACAUUUGCAAAGCAUCGAUUGCAUUACUACAAGAGCCAUCUCAAAGAGAAGACGUAAAAAUCAAAGCCAUUGGUUACAGAUCUUGAUCAUUUCAUGCCAGAUCCUGCACUUUUAAGAGACUAUGUAUCCUAAGCUGCUGGGCUCAUCUGCAUCUGCCAUGUGAAAAAGCAGAAGCAUGCACAUUCAGCUGUGUAACUGAAGGAAGGGUAGGAGGGGGUUGCACCCGGUGGGCUCUGAGGGCAGCACUGGCCGUGAAUGGAUAGGCAAAGAAAGUGGAGGGGAAAGCUUUCCUAAAUGAUGCAGGGAAAUUUUCUUUCUCCUAAGGAGUAAGAAAACAAUCAUCAGCUGCCAAAUAUGUUAGCUCCUUAAAAGAAAAUAAAACUUCAGCAAAUCAGCAGAUACUGAAAAGAAUCUAGGGAUAAAAUUCUCUCACAACUCUAACUGGGCAGCAGCAGAAAGUAAACCUUUUGGAGCACAGAAUUACUGUGUAGAGCCAGAUGCUGCAGUUUCACAACACCCCAAGCUGACAGCUAAGGGAAGAGCCCACAGGAAGGACACCCACACCACUUCUAUCAUGUAUCUGCAGCCAAGGCAGGUGCUGAGAAACACGUUAUUGCUGAGCCUUACACUGCCCUGCCUCCCUGCGGGCUGGAGACCUGUGCAUGGGGCAGGCAGAGCACAGGUGGGGCAGAGGGGACAGUCUGGCCUUUGCUGGGGACCCUUGGCCAUGUGGUCUCUACUGAGGGGCAGGUGGAGAUGGCCAGAAUAUCCUUUGAUGCAAGGACCUACCCAGUGCCAACAAAGGAGGGAGUAAGAUUUGGCUCUGUAUGACUGCUAUCUUUGGGGAACUUUGGGUUGAGCCCUCUUAAUAUGAAAAGAAAAAUGGCUGUACAUGUUUAAGGACGAAAUCCCACUACCUAAAGAACACAAAGUUAAUUAAUAUGCAAUAAAUAGUAUGCAGUUAUUUUUGGGAAUAUCCACAGUGCUUUUCUUGUGGUGACCAAAGUAAAAUACUACAAACUCUUAGUCUGUCCUUGUACUCUCCUGUUGUGAGGAACCCAAGUCAGUAAUAAUGGGAACAAAAUAUAACCCUAAGUACAGGCAUUACAACCCCUGUUCCACCAUAAUUUUAUUUAUUUGAAUGAACACCUUUUUUUCUGCUGAAUAAUUACUGAAUUACAUAUUUGACAUGUACAUGCAUAAUAUUUAUUUCUAUUUAUUGUGCAAUAGUACUUUAUAUGACUCAUGUUUUGUGUUCUGCUCCCUACUUGCUUGUCCAUUGUAGGCCCAUCCUAAACCAUACUGAGUAAUCUACACUGGUUAGCCCAAAUUCCAACAAAACCAUUACAGAUGCAGUGGGGAUUAAUCUGUCUUCUUGGCCUAACAAUUUCCUCAUAUUUACAUUGUUCAUCAAGAGGUUGCAGAGUAAGCACAAGUCCUUUACUUUACCAGCAUUAUUAUUAUUAUUUAGGUGAUAGCUUCCAUUGUCUACUUCAAACUGUGACAUCAGCAGACAAUACAGUAAGUUUUCUAGGUUUGGUUUAGUUUUGCUUGAAUAGCUUCAGCAAAGGUUUAUUUUGAUAAACUUGACCUCCUUUUUAAGAAUGCAGGUAUUCCCAGGGAAAUAUUUGCUACUGAAAUGAGAAACAAAUCCUUAGGAGAGGGUGGUUGAAGGCUUAAAACAGGGACUUGUUGAAUUUGGAAAUAUUAAGUGUUAAAUGUAAAUAUUUAUUUUUAGUUUUGCAACAGACUGGGGGAAAAAACACACACACACACACACAGGCACAAAAAGAAUUUAUCUUUCAGCUUAGUAAAACCUUCAAGAAAGUUUUGAGAGACCCUAAGUUUCUUAAUAACAUCCUGCUCAGUUUAAAACAUGUCAAACCAUUUCUGUACCACUCAUAAGGUCAGGGCUCCAGCCCUGCUCUUCUGCAUUGCUUUAUAAGUUUGGCCAGACCCUCAUCCCACCAGCUCGUGCAAAGUGAGGGCUGUUCUAUCAAUCACUGAGAGCAUCUCAACAGCGACCUCCCAGCCAAGGCUGAACUAACAAAUCCUCAAUGUUACAGCCCAGCCGUCAAGCUCAUUGUCAUCAGAGAGCUCUGCAGAUGUGACAGGACACUCGAGGGAUAGGGACAGAUCAGAUGGUGUCUGAGAACAGCAUUGUGUGAUCUUUUCAGUGGACUAGUGCCAUGGGAUCCAGCUUUGUAGUUGGCAAGUUAGAUAACAAAAACUAGGUACUAUUUUAUUUUCAAUAUUUUUGUGCAGUUGUAAUUUGUGACUUGUGGAUGUUAAAUGUUUCCUAUUUCAAUAGAAAGAGUUUUAUAUCAUAGAAGUUUAGCUUGAUUAUGUAACAACUUUAUUGUCUGAAGUGUUACUAAAAACAUACAGGUCAUCAAUAAAUGUCUUUGUGAAAGUCAUCUUCACUUCUGUAUUAAGCACCGAAAGCAAAGAGGUCUGUUACUGUGUUGUUGUAGGUACUAUGCUGUUAUCUGUAUAACUAGAUAGAUAGAUAGAUAGAUAUUAGGCAAUAUCAUCCUCAUUUCUGUGUAAUGCUGUAACAUUUUAUACCACUAUUCCUCAUUUCUUUUAACCCCUACCCUAAUCCAGUUCUCCCUUAAAUAUUUGAGAUGAACAGGUUGUGUCUGUAAUUCACAAAGGAGAGGAUACCCAGCUAGCUCCAAAAUCAGAUGUAGAACAGCAGUUCAGUAAUUCAUUUCUGUAUCCUAAAACAAACUAAGCUAAUAAAGUUUACUUGGAGUGGAGACUUAGCAAAUUGCUAAUUUUCCUACAUAGAAGUUGGAGUUUGAAGCCAAAUUUAGGCUUAACCUUUUAGAAACUAAAUUUAAUUUCAGGGACAGAUUUAUUUAGAUAACUGUGUUAAAUACAGGAUCACAUUACAUUAUGAAUAAUGGCCUUGAAUAGGCAGACUCAGGCUGCUUGUAGCUGAGAAUUCCAUGUAAAUAUAACCACUUAGAAUAUAAGCAGUGCCACAUCAUACUGUGGCUGCAGUGGAAACAGCAUCAGGUUCCAGCAUAAUAAGAAGGGACUGGGGAGGGGAGGAGGAGUUGACAAUGAAACGAAUGGUAGAUUGGAUUUUGCCAUUUCCAAUUUGUAUGAAAAUAAAAUAGAAUUUAGUCUUGCAUAUCCAUAGUAAACCCCACUUCAUACGGUGUCUUACAGUGUCACAUGCUGGAAAAACGUGAAAAACAGUUAAAGGUUGGGCCUGUGAAAUUUUUACAGCUUAUCUGCUGCAUAACUUAUUCUCCAUGUAUAUUAGUUAUUCCUCAGCUUUGUGUAUUGGCAGCUUUAUGUACUGGUAGUGUUGUUAGGCUACAAUUGAGCAAAGGCCCUGGGGCAGGAGGACAGAUAGAGCCAUACCUUGGAACUUUAUCAUGAAGUGAUCAGAGGUGAAAAAUUGUUAGAAUAGGGUGGAAAGCAAAGACAGUUGCUGGACAAAUACAACAUUAUAAAGAUAAUUAACCCCAUUAAAUAAAACCAUUAAACCCUGCCAUUAAAUGAUUUUUUAAAUUAUUUUUUUAAACCGAAGUCAGACAAAUAAUGUCAAAUAAUAAAGCAAAAAGAAUAGAAAAUGCUGAAAGAUAAUUUCAAUUCCACUUAGAAUUACAAAGAAUUUCAAGCAAAUCCAACUCAUACUCUCAAGCAAAUGCAAACCUGAUCAUUUCUGUGAAAUUGAAUGAAUAAACAGAAAAGUUGAAGUUAACAUAUGUGUGUAAGAUACUAGCAGCCACUUUGCUACUAUUGACUUUUCUUUCAGAAAAAAAGUUGAAUUAUGCACUUGAAAUUCAUCAGAUAAUUAUAUGCCUAGGAAAGGGAAACAACAUACUGCCUAUGGGGUUAGAUGAGCUUUGCAUACAUAGAAUCCUCCUCCUGCUUAGCUUAGCCUGAAUCCUCUUCAUGCUUAGUUUAUCACAUGGUACACAACUACACAAAAAAAAAAAAACCAAAACAACUAAACCAGAAAACAAAACAGAAAUGAAUUAAUUUUGUAAAAAAUUUGUAUUACAGUAGUGCUAUGCAUAUUUAUUUUUAAAUCACCUAUGAAACACUAGAAUAUCUAAACUUUGUUUUAACAAGUUUAUAUUAAUUUAAGUAAUAUUUGAGCUUUAAUAAGGAUUAUGUUUUGCACUGUAAAAAGAUCUCCAAGCAUGAGAAGCAAGAUAAUAAGAAUAUAAGACCCAAAGCCCUCUUUCUGUACAGCAGCACCUGUAAAGUAAGGCCAUGUGUACGAUUUGCAGGAUGCCUUUCAAAGGAAGGGCAUAAAUAAAUAAGUGCAUGUGAGAUGUAAUGUCACCUGCCAGAGCAUUAUUAAUGUUGAACCUGAUUUUUGUGAUGUGAUUAUUCUAGAUACAAAUGGAAAGCAUUAGAAAGGCAUACUCUGUAUACUAGAAUAUACUAUACGGUGCCAUUUCUACAUGUUAAAUUCUGAAGAAUUAUAUUCCUGGUAUUUUUUUAUUUUCUCUGCUUCACCUAUGAUGGAUCUCUAUACCAUUAUCUGUAAUUUUUACAUGAGAGUACACAGCAGAUAUGCACUGUUCUGUUGAAACAGAAAAUACCGCAUAUUCAACAGCUUUCUGUCUAACACAACUGCAAAACCAGUACCCUUUUUCACAGAGCCAUCUAUAUCAGACUGGUUGUAUUUUGAAAUACUGAAAAUAUUAAAACAAUACAA